AUGGAUAAUCAUGGGCAUCCACCUCCAUAUGGAUAUCCAAACCCAUAUGCAUACCCUCCUCCAUAUCCCAAUCCAUAUCCAUAUCCAUAUUCAUCAUAUCCACCUCAAUCUCAUGAUCCGGCUGAUCCACGUCCACCUCCACCACCACCACCACAUGCAACCACUCCUUAUUCACCGUAUCCACAAAAUUCUUCAUACCCCUUCAACUACAACUACUCCUAUCCACCACCUCCUCCAUCAAACCCUUCAGAGUAUCCUCCUCCUCAACAAUCUCAUGCUUAUCCUUAUCCUUACCCUUACCCUUACUCUUCAUACCCUUAUCCAUAUCCUUACCAAGCCCUUCCAAUCAAAGAUGAUCCAAAACCAGACUCUCCUCAUACUUCUCCUUACCCUACUUUGAGUGAUCUUAUGAACAAUACUCAGAUAUCUGAUAACAGACCAAAUACACCUCCUUUAUUGGCACAUUCCAAUUCUGUUUCUACUGAAGAGAGGCAAGAAGAUUUUUGUGGUCAUUCUAGUCAUCAUUCCUUUUCAGGUUUUGAGAAUUCUUACUAUGAUAUGGGGGGUUCACCCAAACUUUCAGCUGCUUCGUCUGAUGACUCUCUGUAUAACCAGAGUUUGCAGAUUGUUCCGGUUCAGAGUAAAGGCUCUCUGAAGUUUUUGCUUUUGCAUGGUAAUUUAGAUAUAUGUAUUCAUGGAGCUAAGAAUCUUCCUAAUAUGGAUAUGUUUCAUAAGACUUUAGAUGAUAUGUUUGGCAAAUUUCCUGGUAAUGUGGGGAAUAAGAUCGAGGGAACAAUGAGUAGGAAGAUUACUAGUGAUCCUUAUGUUUCGAUUUCUUUGUUAAAUGCUGUAGUUGGUAGAACUUUUGUGAUUAGCAAUAGUGAAAAUCCUGUUUGGGAGCAACACUUUUAUGUUCCUGUUGCACAUAAUGCUGCUGAAGUGCAUUUUGUUGUUAAGGAUAGUGAUGUGGUUGGUUCACAACUUAUUGGUGUUGUUGCGAUUCCGGUGGAGCAGAUAUAUACGGGUGAAAAGAUACAUGGGUCUUACCCUAUCCUUAAUAACAGCGGGAAGCCUUGUAAGCAAGGUGCUGUGUUGACUGUUUCCAUUCAAUUCAUUCCAAUGGAGAAGCUGUCCAUUUAUCAUCAAGGAGUUGGAGCGGGGCCUGAUUAUAUUGGUGUGCCGGGAACAUAUUUUCCGUUGAGGAAAGGCGGAACUGUUACUCUAUAUCAAGACGCUCAUGUUCCGGAUGGAUGCCUCCCUAAUGUCAUGCUUGAUAAUGGAAUGCAUUAUGCUAAUGGAAAGUGUUGGGCUGACGUCUUUGAUGCGAUACAGCAAGCAAAGCGUUUGGUUUACAUUACAGGGUGGUCGGUGUGGCACAAAGUUAGGUUGCUAAGGGAUGCCGGUCAUUCUCAUGAAACGGAUUUCACCCUUGGUGAUCUUUUGAGGUCCAAGUCUUCAGAAGGAGUAAGAGUGCUUCUCCUUGUUUGGGAUGACCCCACCUCAAGAAGCAUUCUUGGUUAUAAGACAGACGGUGUCAUGGCAACUCAUGAUGAGGAAACUCGACGAUUUUUCAAACACUCUUCUGUGCAAGUGCUACUUUGUCCUCGCAUUGCUGGAAAAAGACACAGUUGGGCCAAGCAAAAGGAAGUUGAAACAAUAUAUACACAUCAUCAGAAGACUAUAAUUGUGGACGCUGAUGCUGGAAAUCACAGAAGAAAAAUUGUAGCAUUUAUUGGUGGACUUGAUUUGUGUGACGGCCGAUUUGAUACUCCUCAUCAUCCCCUCUUUAGGUCGCUGCAGACACUGCACAAGGAUGAUUAUCACAACCCUACUUUCACGGGUAGUACUGGUGGCUGUCCGCGGGAACCAUGGCACGACUUGCAUUCUAAAAUUGAUGGUCCAGCAGCUUAUGAUAUUCUGACCAAUUUUGAGGAGCGCUGGUUAAGAGCUGCAAAACCUACAGGGAUAAAAAAGUUUAGGAGUUCGUAUGACGAUGCGUUGCUCAAGAUAGAAAGAAUUUCAGAUAUUAUCCCUAUGUCUGGCGCUCCUAGUGAUGGUGAUGAUAAUCCUGAAGCUUGGCAUGCUCAGAUAUUUCGUUCAAUUGAUUCAAGCUCUGUCAAGGGAUUUCCCAAGGAGCCAAAAGAUGCAUCAGAAAAGAAUCUAGUAUGCGGGAAGAAUGUGCUGAUAGACAUGAGUAUACAUACAGCAUAUGUGAAGGCCAUUCGCGCCGCGCAGCAUUACAUUUACAUAGAGAAUCAAUAUUUCAUUGGUUCUUCAUACAAUUGGAGCCAAAAUAAAGACAUUGGUGCUAAUAAUUUAAUUCCAAUGGAGAUUGCGCUGAAGAUUGCUGAAAAAAUAAAGGCAAAUGAGAGGUUUGCAGUAUACAUAGUUAUUCCAAUGUGGCCAGAGGGUAAUCCAACAGGUGCUGCCACUCAAAGGAUUCUAUUUUGGCAGCAUAAAACAAUGCAAAUGAUGUACGAGACAGUUUACAAGGCUUUGGCUGAAGUUGGGCUUGAAGCAGCGUUCUCUCCACAAGACUAUUUGAACUUUUUCUGUCUUGGAAACCGAGAAGCCAUAGAUAUGCAUGAGAAUAUCGUUGUGUCUGGAAUUCCUCCCCCACCAAAUACUCCACAAGUAAAUAGUCGAAAUAACCGACGGUUCAUGAUUUAUGUUCAUUCAAAAGGCAUGAUUGUUGAUGAUGAAUAUGUGAUAUUGGGGUCAGCAAACAUUAAUCAGCGCUCUAUGGAAGGAACAAGGGACACUGAGAUUGCAAUCGGAGCUUAUCAACCUCAAUAUACAUGGGCGAAAAAGCAGUCUUAUCCACGUGGACAGGUUCAUGGAUACAGAAUGUCACUUUGGGCAGAACAUACGGGCACCGUCGAAGACUGUUUCUUACAACCAGAGAGCCUGGACUGUGUGAGAAGGGUUAGAACGAUGUCUGAAAUGAACUGGAAUCAAUUUGCAUCAAAUGAUUUGACAGAGAUGCGAGGACAUCUAAUAAAGUACCCUGUAGAAGUUGAUAGAAAGGGUAAGGUUAGAUCUCUUCCUGGUCAUGAAGAGUUCCCUGAUGUUGGAGGAAAGAUAAUAGGAUCAUUCAUUGCCAUUCAAGAGAAUCUAACCAUUUGA
This is a messenger RNA of Vicia faba (fava bean), 3126 nucleotides long. The record is from the annotation of a GenBank genome assembly. NCBI's taxonomy places the organism in Eukaryota, Viridiplantae, Streptophyta, Magnoliopsida, Fabales, Fabaceae.